This is a messenger RNA of Grus americana (Whooping crane), 2501 nucleotides long. It is a transcript of the gene SUDS3, whose product is annotated as SDS3 homolog, SIN3A corepressor complex component. The record is from RefSeq and is a predicted model, not a curated record. Gene Ontology annotation, cellular component: Sin3-type complex. Gene Ontology annotation, biological process: negative regulation of transcription by RNA polymerase II. NCBI's taxonomy places the organism in Eukaryota, Metazoa, Chordata, Aves, Gruiformes, Gruidae. Gene Ontology annotation, molecular function: histone deacetylase binding. The transcript has 12 exons. Bases 71 to 1081 code for a protein of 336 amino acids.
UGGGUCCUGGCGCCGUUGCCGAGCGCCGGGCAGAGGCGCGGGUCCGCGGCGGCGGCUCCGUCCCGUCGCUAUGAGCGCGGCCGGGCUGGUGUCUGCCACGCCGCCGGCCCCCACUCCGCCUGGGGCACCCGCCACCGCCAUGCCCCCCGGCCCCGAGUACUACGAGGAGGAAGAGCUAGAGAGCGCCGAGGAGGAGGACGGCGAGCGGAGCGCUCGGGCCCGCGACUCCGACGAGGACACGGAGGAUGCCAGUGAAACUGACCUGGCAAAACACGAGGAAGAGGACUUUGUAGAGAUGAAAGAACAGAUGUAUCAGGACAAACUGGCAUCUCUGAAGAGACAAUUGCAGCAAUUGCAGGAAGGUACUCUUCAGGAAUAUCAGAAAAGAAUGAAAAAGUUGGACCAGCAGUACAAAGAAAGGAUACGAAAUGCAGAACUGUUCCUCCAGCUGGAAACAGAUCAGGUGGAAAAAAAUUACGUCAAGGAAAAGAAGGCAGCAGCAAAGGAAUUUGAAGAUAAGAAAAUUGAGCUUAAGGAAAAUUUAAUUGCAGAAUUGGAAGAGAAAAAGAAGAUGAUUGAGAAUGAAAAGCUAACCAUGGAAUUAACAGGAGAUUCAAUGGAAGUGAAGCCUAUUAUGACAAGAAAACUGAGGCGACGACCAAAUGAUCCAGUUCCUAUCCCAGACAAGAGGAGGAAACCUGCCCCUGCUCAGCUAAAUUAUUUGUUGACUGAUGAGCAAAUAAUGGAGGACCUGAGAACACUGAAUAAGCUUAAAUCACCCAAGAGACCAGCCUCUCCCUCCUCUCCCGAACACCUCCCAGCUACACCAGCAGAGUCGCCAGCACAGCGGUUUGAAGCCCGGAUAGAAGAUGGAAAACUCUACUACGAUAAGAGAUGGUACCAUAAGAGCCAGGCUAUUUACCUGGAGUCUAAAGAGAACACUAAGAUCAGCUGCGUGAUCAGUUCUGUGGGUGCCAACGAGAUCUGGGUGAGGAAAACCAGUGACAGCACAAAGAUGAGAAUCUACCUGGGACAGCUGCAGCGAGGUGUCUUUGUGAUUCGUCGACGAUCAGCAGCAUGACUGUGUGCUCUUCCUUGGUCUUUUUUUUUUUUUUAACUGAUAGACAAACCUCUAACGGGGAAUGGCAGUCUGUUCACUCAUCUUAGCAGCAGAGAACUCUGUCAUGACCUUUUACGAGACAGUUUGUGGCUGGCCACAUAAUCCCCCAUAGUCCUUAAAUCUUUAGUGAUACCCAAGCACUGCCCUGGACUAUCUCCGGAUUUUGCAUCAAGCUUCUGUAUGCUCUCUUUACAUUUUGGGUGACUAUUUAAGAAGACUUUGCAUCAUACUGUUUUCAUCGUUGUUUCAUGGUGCAUAGAUGGGACUCAUAUGUGGAAAAGAACGUAACAUUUGUUUUGAAUCAGACCAAUGGAAGAAGCUUUGCUUGUCAAGACCUGAGGUUAUUUGUUCUUUUUGGUUUUGUUUUCCUGCAAGGCUCAGAUGUUGGGCAAAAGGAGAUUAAUCUUGCCAGCUUUCAGCUGCAGCCAAGAUGCAUCUGCAAUACCUGGUAUAUGACAUCAGCUUUAUUGGAUGAACUGUUUAAAGACUUGAGCAUUGAGGCUUUUUUUAGGAAAGUGUGAACAGCUUAGAAACUGCUGAAAAUCCAGUUGAUUUUAAUGUAGUUAAGCAGUCACACGUGGUUAAUCAGAAGCUUCCGUUUCUCCUCACAUUAAAAAACCCUUCAAUGAACAAGCCAAGAGUAUGUCUGUUUGCUGAAGUCCAUUUCCUGAAAUAGGCGGAUGAGUAUAAACCAAAGGAUUAAUUAACUGGACUUUGCUGAUAGCGAGACUAUGUGACUGAUAGGUUUGAGUAUAACCACCCAUAUGCGUAGAGAGGUGAAAGGUAAAUUUCUCUUUCUUCACUGAUGCUUUAGAGUAAUGGGUCACACUGGAAUCCUGCGGACAGAAGAUACCUAUCCGUUGUAUCUUCCAAAGAAGCCUGGUGCAGAGUAGAAAGUGGCGUUGACAUGCUCUGAGCGUAUAGCUGAGAUAUUCAUUCCCUAAAAUGUCACAGAAAGGUUUCCCUUUGAAGGGUAUUUUAAUUGCUGGAGAUAACACUGGGUUUCUACACUUGCCGUCCAACAGCACAAGUGAAAAUGCUCAAGUGGUGAUAUUAAUAUACUCCCUUCCAAGAUGUUUAAAGAUCUGACUCUGGCAUUCCUUUAUUAUUCCUAGUCUUUUGCUGAUGGCUGAAACCACCGAUACCAUGUGUGACUGCGCUGGCCUGAACUGCACAGUGCGCUGGCAACCCUGUCAGAUCUUUGCCUUCUGUGCAAAAGAACUUUGUGCUCCUUUUGAAUUACUGGACAAAAAGUUGUAAUUUCUGCCUUUAUCGUUAUCUGUCACUUUGAGGCAUCUUUUUGUUUUUGCUUUUGAACUGCCUUCUUGUUCAGCAUCAGUCUAGCCUUUCUUUCGUAUCUGGAUAAAUGGAGUAUUUUAAA